GCAGAUGAGAUCCUCGACUCAGCCUUCCUCAGAGGGAUGUAUUCCAGACGUCUGCCUGCCCGCUGCUAUGCUGACUUCUGCCACCAGGAGGUGCUAUACCUGGACAGAGUCAUCACCAUGCUGCGGGUGCUGAUCAGAACAGUCCAGGGUCCUCCAGACAUCAUGAUGUUUCUCCAGAGAACACAUCAACGCUACCAGGAGUCACUGAAGAAGGCCCAGAUCCAAACUCCACCACACCUGAACCUGUCCUCCAUCCAGCCCUCUGCAGCUGUGCGUCAGUACCUCCAGAACUUCCAUGACAUUGUGAAUGAGGAGCCCAUUUACUGGCUGGUAUCUCUGCUGCCCAGAGCCCUGCUCAGACCUUACCUGGCACAGAACCUGCCCCUGGGAGAGAGGACAAGACCAGACCCCAGCCCCUGCCUCUACCCCUGGCUAAACCUCUUCCCCUGUCCCUGCUACCAGUGGGGGGGAGAUGACAUGAAGCCAGACCAGAGGAACCAGAAGGAUGAGUCUGGGACAUAUUACAGGCAUCUACUGGAGAAGUACCAGGAUGUGAUAGACGUCUAUAAGGCUGUCAACAUCUUCAGAGUCCAGAUGAUCAAUGAGAAGGCUCUCUUCACCUCCAGCUGGUUUCCCACUGGUGACGAGGAGGAAGAGGAGGACCAACCCAACCUGUGGUCUGUGGAGUCUGGUCCUGACGUUAGGGUGAAGCUGUAGCAGUGCAGCUGUAGAAUACAGGGAGCUGAGUGUGUAAGGCUGUGUGUUGGUUUUCACACUGGGCAGGACUGUUCCUCUUGUCAGACAUAUUCCAAUAUUCUGCUUUUAUGUUAGUAACUUCCCCCAAAUAUCUACUGUUUAAACUGUAUUAAUGCAAUAACACAAUGAAUGUACACAUCUAAUAACACAUUUAAUUAUUGUCAACAAAGGAGCUACAAUAAAAUAAAUAACAUUUAGGUAAUAAAAUCAAAGAAUGAAAA
This is a messenger RNA of Oncorhynchus gorbuscha (pink salmon), 977 nucleotides long. RefSeq lists its product as uncharacterized. Lineage: Eukaryota; Metazoa; Chordata; Actinopteri; Salmoniformes; Salmonidae. The transcript is spliced from 6 exons. The record is from RefSeq and is a predicted model, not a curated record. Bases 37 to 717 code for a protein of 226 amino acids.